Amphiprion ocellaris (clown anemonefish) is the source of this 3542-nucleotide messenger RNA. RefSeq names its product hypoxia inducible factor 1 subunit alpha a (gene hif1aa). Gene Ontology annotation, biological process: cellular response to hypoxia; regulation of transcription by RNA polymerase II. Gene Ontology annotation, cellular component: nucleus; transcription regulator complex; cytoplasm. The transcript is spliced from 15 exons. NCBI's taxonomy places the organism in Eukaryota, Metazoa, Chordata, Actinopteri, Pomacentridae. Gene Ontology annotation, molecular function: RNA polymerase II transcription regulatory region sequence-specific DNA binding; DNA-binding transcription factor activity, RNA polymerase II-specific; protein dimerization activity. The coding region runs from base 258 to 2513 and encodes 751 amino acids. The record is from RefSeq and is a predicted model, not a curated record.
UGCAACAUUGUCUCGGCAAGUGAGCGCUCUCCAGCGUGGCACUGUUACUGAAGAAGAGCAGACCCACGGGCUGUUUUAUCCGACGAGAGCUCGGUUUCGUUGACGAAGUACACACCGGGAGAGCUCUUAUGCAACCCACCUGAGGGUUUACGGAUUAAAAUCGGCGAAAAAUCGUGGGAAUUUGGUUCAUUUCUCGACGGGCCCGGAUACAGCUUGAUAUCGAUAGAGAGACUCCACUCAGGUCCUCUCGUCCUGACAUGGACACAGGAAUUGUACCCGAAAAGAAAAGGGUGAGCUCGGAGCGGAGGAAGGAAAAAUCAAGGGAUGCAGCACGAUGCCGGCGUGGGAAGGAGUCAGAGGUGUUCUACGAGCUGGCCCAGCAGCUGCCCCUGCCCCACAGUGUCAGCUCCAGCCUGGACAAGGCCUCCAUCAUGAGGCUCACCAUCAGUUACCUGCGCAUGAGAAAACUGCUCUGCACAGAUGAGCCAAUGGCAGAGGAGGAAACGGAGCUUGAUGUCCAGCUAAACAGCUCUUACCUAAAGGCUUUGGAGGGCUUUCUCAUGGUGCUGUCUGAAGACGGAGAUAUGAUUUAUCUCUCUGAGAAUGUCAGCAAGUGCCUCGGGCUGGCACAGUUUGACCUGACUGGACACAGUGUCUUUGACUUCACACAUCCCUGUGACCAGGAGGAGCUGAGGGAGAUGCUGGUCCACAGAACAGGCUCCAAGAAAGCCAAGGAACCAAAUACAGAGCGCAGCUUCUUUCUCCGAAUGAAAUGCACUCUAACAAGCAGGGGCCGCACUGUGAAUGUGAAGUCAGCUACAUGGAAGGUGCUUCACUGCUCAGGUCAUGUGCGUGUUUAUGACAACCCAACGGCGCAGACCACCAAUGGGCAAAAGGAGCCACCUGUCCCCUACCUGGUUUUGAUCUGCGACCCCAUCCCACAUCCUUCCAACAUUGAGGUCCCUCUGGACACCAAGACUUUUCUCAGCCGCCACACAAUGGACAUGAAGUUCACAUAUUGUGAUGAGAGGAUCACUGAGCUCAUGGGUUAUGAUCCUGAGGACCUCUUGAACCGUUCUGUGUAUGAGUACUAUCAUGCUCUGGACUCGGACCAUCUUACCAAGACUCACCACAACUUAUUUGCAAAGGGCCAGGUCAGCACAGGCCAGUACCGGAUGUUGGCCAAGAAAGGAGGCUUUGUAUGGGUGGAAACACAAGCCACUGUCAUCUACAACAGCAAGAACUCCCAGCCACAGUGUGUUGUCUGUGUCAACUUUGUGCUCAGUGGCAUCCAGGAGGAGAAAAUGAUCCUGUCUCUGGAGCAGACUGAGGAUGUGAAGCCGGUGAAGGAGGAGCAGCAGCAGGAAGACGAGACUAUAGUCUUGAGCAGCGAGCCCGACCUGUCUCCAGCUCUACCCAAGGAGGAGGAAAAAGGCCCAGAGCUGGAUGUCAUCAAACUCUUCACCCAGGUGGUUGAGUCCAAGCCGCUGGUUAGUCUGUAUGACCAGCUAAAGGCGGAGCCAGAAGCCCUCACCCUACUGGCCCCAGCUGCAGGAGACACAAUCAUCCCUUUGGACUUCACCUGCCCUGAUUCAGAGAUCCAGCUGCUGAAGGAUGUUCCUCUCUACAAUGAUGUAAUGCUUCCCUCCACAAGUGACAAGCUGGCUAUGCCUCUUUCCCCUCUGCCACCCAGCGAGCCUCUCAGUGUCUCCAGCACAGCCUCUCAAGAUGCAAAAUCUGCCCCAUUGACCACACCAAGAAGUCACAGCUCCCCAGAGGCUGAUAGCGCACUGGACUUUUGUUUCCCCAUGGAUUCAGAAAUGAACUCAGAUUUUAAACUAGACUUGGUGGAGAAGCUGUUUGCCAUUGAUACAGAACCCAAAACCCCCUUCAACACACAGACAAUGGAAGACUUGGAUCUGGAGAUGUUAGCUCCCUACAUCCCCAUGGACGAUGACUUCCAGCUGCGCAGCCAGACUCCAGAAGAGCCUCUGUCUUGUGGACCAAUCAAAUCCCUUGGGAGUUCUCCACUCCACGUCUCACAGGACAUCCGCACCUUUCCCGGCUCCCCGUUCAGCACACCAGGCAGUCGCACAGCUUCCCCAGCACCACCAGAGCCUAUAAAUGCCCCUAAUCUUGCCACCAUAAGCACAAAGAGGACCCCACACCUGGAUGAAGACGUCUCGCUGAGGACGCUGGCAGCUCAGAACGCACAACGCAAAAGAAAACUGUGUGACCUAAAGGAGAUAAUUGGACAGGGAACUUUGCCCUCGGAGCAAAUUGACAAGAGCAAAAAGCUGAAGGCUUCAGAGUCAAGAACGACCAGAACCAUACUUCUGCUGCCUUCAGAUUUGGCAAGUCGCCUGCUUGGCAGCACUUCAGAGGGCACCAGUUCCCCCUUUACCCUGCCACAGCUCACCCGCUACGACUGCGAGGUGAAUGCCCCCUUACAGGGCCGGCAGUACUUGCUGCAGGGGGAGGAGCUGCUGCGUGCUCUGGACCACGUCAACUGAGUCAUUGCUUAGCCUGCUCACUGCUGGACUAGACUGGACACUACAAUUUGUUCCUCACAUUGUCACUCCCUCUCCAAGACCGCCCACCCACCUCUCCCCCGGCCCCACUGCCCCUUAUUUAUGUAUCUGUAUGAGUUUGAUUAUAGUUUGGCUGCUGUUUGUGCACAUCAUGUGAUAUGCAGCAUUCCAAAGUGACAAACAACAUAGCAGCGUCUGGGUUUCCGUGCAAGGGAUUCUGGCGUCAUUAGAUGUCCAGUUACUGUUUUUGGGUUUUUUUUCAUUUUGUUUUUUCCCCUCCUCCAGGGAGUUUCUCAGCACACAGCGCCUCGACAGAUGAUCCCUUUCCAGCAGGUUUCCACAGAACCUGGCGCUACUGCCAGCAGUGUAUUGUAAGCUUCAGUCGCACAAUUUAUAUUUUCUUAAAAAGAAAAAUAUUACCAGCAAUAUAUAUUAAGCCUUUUUAAAGUAGUUUUAAUGGGAUUUGAACAAUUUUAUUUUUCCUCCCAUACUUGUCCCAUACUUGUAUGUUGUAGUACUCGUACCUAACAAGAUGUCUUUAGUCCAGAAGUAUGAACAUAUUUAAACCUGAGGUGGUUUAAAUGUUGUCUCAAUUUAAUAGCUAUCAGUCUUUUGAGGUAAAUACAUUUAAUUGUGUAGCAGUCCAGUACGUCACAAUGUUACUUUACUGUAAGUGUGUUACUGUACAUAUACCAGGGAAAUUUACUCUGUAUGGCUUCAAGGCUCUCAACGAAAUCUUGACAGUAACCGCAGUUUUCUCUUACAUGAAGUGAAUUCAUGUUUUUGGUCUUUACUGUGCGUGACAUACUCAAAGCAGUCAGUUUAAAUAAGUGGGAUCUCACUGAUUCAUAUUUUACUUGUGUAAUCAUUGUCAUCAUAGUAGCAUUUGUGACUUGUCAGAAGACUUUGCUCACUUAAUGGUAGUCAGUUUAAUACCAUUGUCCCUUGCCAUAGUGCUGGGUCUCUCAUGCUUCUUUUUGCUGUCUAACAUUAAAUGGCUUUACUAAAGUA